Messenger RNA from Tauraco erythrolophus (red-crested turaco), 775 nucleotides. NCBI's taxonomy places the organism in Eukaryota, Metazoa, Chordata, Aves, Musophagiformes, Musophagidae. The record is from RefSeq and is a predicted model, not a curated record.
UCAUUUUCUGGUGGUGGAUAUAGAUUGGGUGACUCAUCACAAAAGCACUCUGAAUACAUAUGUGGAGAAAAUCAAGAUGUUCAAAUUUUGCUGAAACUGUGGAGGAAUGGCUUCAGUUUAGAUGAUGGCGAGUUGAGAUCCUAUUCAGACCCAACAAAUGCUCAGUUUCUUGAGUCUGUUAAAAGAGGGGAAAUUCCUGUGGAACUGCAGCGACUUGUUCAUGGUGGCCAGGUUAAUUUGGAUAUGGAAGACCACCAAGAACAGGAAUAUGUGAAGCCUAGACUACGAUUCAAAGCUUUCAGUGGCGAAGGGCAAAAACUUGGAAGCCUCACACCUGAAAUAGUCAGCACACCUUCUUCCCCAGAGGAGGAGGAGAAAUCCAUUCUUAAUGCACCUGUUCUGAUUGAUGAUUCCAUGCCAGCAACUAAAAUUCAGAUUAGAUUAGCAGAUGGAAGCCGAUUAAUACAAAGAUUUAAUCAAACACACAGGAUUAAGGAUAUUCGAGAUUUCAUUAUCCAGUCCCGUCCAGCAUUUGCAACAACUGAUUUUGUUCUUGUGACUACCUUUCCAAAUAAAGAGCUAACAGAUGAAAGCCUGACACUACAAGAAGCAGAUAUACUUAACACUGUGAUUCUUCAGCAAUUAAAGUAAUCUUACAGUUAUUGGUACAAUUUAGGGAGUGUGCUGUGUUGUCAUACAAUAUGUUUCCAACAGAUGAAAAAAAGUGUCUUUUUAUUCUCCUACUUCCAUGGAUCAGACUUUUGAGUUUUAUGUC